Messenger RNA from Syngnathus acus (greater pipefish), 1331 nucleotides. RefSeq names its product HORMA domain containing 1 (gene hormad1). Bases 99 to 1202 code for a protein of 367 amino acids. NCBI's taxonomy places the organism in Eukaryota, Metazoa, Chordata, Actinopteri, Syngnathiformes, Syngnathidae. The record is from RefSeq and is a predicted model, not a curated record. The transcript has 16 exons.
UUUGCCGUUGUGUUUUGCGGUUUCCUCACAGAGUCAAAACCAUUUUCAAAUAGAACUUUUUCUCCAGAUCUCUGUUUACGUUCUGUUUUGCUGAAAAUAUGACAUGUGUACAACAAAUAAGGACAUCUAAGAACACUCACUUGAUGCCCAAUCAGGUUGUGUCCGAGCAGCAGUCUAUCACUGUCAUCAAAAAUCUUUUGGCCAUAGGCGUGUCGGGCAUCAUGUACCUCCGAGGACUUUUCCCUGAGGGAGCCUACGGGAUCAAAUAUUUUGAAGAUCAGAGAGUGAUGAUCCUCAGAGAGGAACGGAGUUGUCCCGGCGCCUGUCAGCUUGUCAAAUGGAUUAUGGGAUGCUUUGAUGCCAUUCAGAUGAAAUAUCUGCAGACCGUCAUUAUCACAGUUUCGUCAGAGCCCGACAACCCUCAGAACGUGACCGAGUUUUAUCAAUUCAGGAUUCAGUACAACACAGAAGGGGCUCAGUUGGACUUUGCCAGCAAUGAAAACAAGGAUCUUGCCGUGUCUUUUGGCAACACAAAGAAGGCCAGCAUGCUGCUGGUGAGGAAGCUCUACCUGCUUCUGCAGAACCUCGGCCCUCUGCCCAACAAAGCUUUCCUGAAUAUGACGCUGACCUACUAUGAUGAUGUUACGCCGCAGGACUACCAGCCACCGGGCUUCAAGGAUGCCGAUGACAACAUGCUGGUGUUUGAGCGGGAGCCGGUGAGUCUGACGAUGGGCGAGGUGGCCACGCCCUUCCACUCGCUCAAGUUGGACAUGGUCACCGAGAGACACAGGCUGGAGCCGGUGGAGGAGAGCACAAGAAAGAGAAACAGAUGGUGCCUUCGGCUAAAACGUGACGGGAGCCUGUCACAGGAGUCUCUCAGUGAACAUGUGGACAACACGCCCCGAAACGACAAAAUAGACCAUGAAGCACAAGAGAUUGAGCUGACCUGCCAUGAGAACACUUGUGAGGUUGAAAGGAUGGAGACUGUUGUGCUGAAGAGAACAUCUGACAUGGAGACGUCCACAAUGACCACCAGGAGCGGACGCGUCAUUCAACACACCAUGCAACAGAGAAAGGCAACGAUGAGCACAAGGAAGCAAGCACCUGUCAAGAAAAAUAUGGUUCGCCAGUACAACAUCCCCAACAGUCAGGAGGUACCUCUGAAGAAACGCAAGUUCAGCGAGUCCAAAAAGAACGUGUAAGCUCGUCUCUUUUUUUCCCACAUUUACUCACCUGUGAGGUAUUUUAAAAUACCGCACGUGAACUUUGUCGCGUUAGCAGUUGGAAGAGUUUUCUUUUCUUUUGGUUGUUGUAUUUGUGAGGUUCUCACU